This is a messenger RNA of Electrophorus electricus (electric eel), 3281 nucleotides long. It is a transcript of the gene rhot2, whose product is annotated as ras homolog family member T2. Gene Ontology annotation, molecular function: GTP binding; GTPase activity; calcium ion binding. Lineage: Eukaryota; Metazoa; Chordata; Actinopteri; Gymnotiformes; Gymnotidae. Gene Ontology annotation, cellular component: mitochondrial outer membrane. The record is from RefSeq and is a predicted model, not a curated record. Gene Ontology annotation, biological process: mitochondrion organization.
UACCCGGUUUCUCCUUGGAUGAACUGGGUCAGAGGGACGCGGAGUGCCUUUUGAAUGGUUUAAAAUCGUAAACAAUAAAUUUAGAGGUGCACACUGAACAUCGCUAACAAAUAGAUUGAAAAUGAAACGUGAUGUUCGGAUACUGCUUUUGGGGGAACCUAAGGUUGGGAAGACCUCUCUCAUCAUGUCCCUGGUAGGAGAGGAGUUCCCAGAGGAGGUCCCCCUGCGUGCUGAAGAGAUCACCAUACCUGCAGAUGUCACGCCUGAGAAAGUGCCCACACACAUAGUGGACUACUCUGAAAACGAGCAGACUGAAGAAGCACUGAAGGAAGAGAUCAUCAAGGCUAACGUCGUAUGUGUGGUGUAUGAUGUAACACAAGAAGAAACCAUUGACAAGAUCAGGACUAAAUGGAUUCCCCUUGUGAACGGCGGAGCCGAGAAAGGCAGCAAAAUUCCCAUCAUCCUUGUGGGCAACAAGUCUGACCUACGUUCUGGCAGCUCUAUGGAAACUAUCCUGCCAAUCAUGAACCAGUUCUCGGAGAUUGAGACCUGCGUGGAGUGCUCUGCUAAGAAUCUGAAGAAUAUUUCCGAGCUUUUCUACUAUGCUCAAAAAGCUGUUCUUCACCCUACGGCACCACUCUAUGACCCUGAAGACAAACAGCUGAAGCCACAGUGUGUUCGUGCCCUCAGCCGGGUUUUCACCAUAUCUGAUCAAGACAACGAUCGCAUCCUCAGUGAUUCCGAACUCAACAGCUUUCAGAAAUCUUGUUUUGGGAACCCUUUAGCACCUCAGGCUCUGGAGGAUGUGAAGACAGUUGUGUGGAAAAACACUAGUGACGGAGUUCAGGACAACGGCCUCACGCUUAAUGGAUUCCUGUUUCUGAACACGCUUUUUAUUCAGAGAGGGCGGCACGAAACUACAUGGGCCAUUCUACGCAAGUUUGGCUAUGACGACACACUCGAGCUCACAGACGACUACCUCUAUCCACCAUUACGUGUGCCUGUAGGUUGUACAACGGAGCUGACUCAUCUCGGUUAUCAGUUUCUCCAGAGGCUCUUUGAAAAAUAUGAUGAGGAUAAGGAUUCUGCCCUCUCUCCAGCAGAGCUGAGGAACCUGUUUAGCGUAUUUCCCUUCAUGCCUUGGGGUGAAUCUGUGUAUCGUAGCAUCUCCACCACAGAGGAAGGCUACAUCUCUCAGCGUGGCUACCUCUGCCAGUGGACGUUGUCGGCGUACCUGGAUGUCCAUAGGUGUCUCGAGUACCUGGGUUACCUUGGUUACUCUACUCUAAUGGAGCAGGAUUCUCAAACGUCAGCCAUCACAGUAACCAGAGAGAAGGCAUUAGACCUGGAAAGGGGGCAGACCCAACGCUCUGUGUUUCUCUGCAAGGUGAUUGGUCCAUGUGGGACAGGAAAGACUGCGUUCUUACAAGACUUCCUGGGCCAAAGUAUAAUGGUUGACGACUGCAAUUCCAGUGCUUUUUCUCUUUACACCAUCAAUACUGUGACCAUUGCCAACCAGGAGAAAUACCUCAUUCUGGAGGAGGUUGACGUGGAAACGGAGUUCCUGAAAGCAGCAGAUGCAGCUUGCGAUGUUGCCUGCCUGAUGUAUGAUGUCAGCGACCCAGACUCAUUCAACUACUGUGCUAGUAUAUACAAGCAGCACUACAUGGAGCGGGGCGUGCCGUGUGUAGUGGUGGCCUCCAAGGCGGACCUGAGCGAGGUGAAGCAGCACCACGGCAUGAGUCCAGCUGAGUUCUGCUACAAGCACAGACUCCCGGCGCCACUGCGCUUCUCCACACUGCACUCGCACAGCAAUGCGCACAUCUACAACAAGCUGGUGUGUGCAGCCAUGUGCCCGCACCUGAAUGGUUCAGAUAUGAGCAGCACCUCCUUCUGGCUGCGUGUGACGCUUGGUGCUGCUAUGGCAACGGUCCUGGGCUUCGCUUUGUACAGAGCCUUCUACAGACACAAAUAACAUCCGCACGCGCCUCAUAAACACUGGGUCUCCUCUUACUUCUGUUGGCUGUCAUUUCCAACUCUGACUCUGUCUCUCCGACGUGCAUACACACAUACACACACAUACAGAUAUACACAGUGUUUGCCUUACAAUGCUAAGCAAUGAGACUGAGAGUAGUAAUGCAAUGGACCCAACUCCCCCUUCCCCUGUUAUGAAUACAAGGGGAACAGAUGUGGACCUCAUGAUGCACAGCAAAAAUGCAGCUAGUGGUCACGCUGACCUUGUCAUCUCUUGAUCUUAAUGGUUGACCCUUAACCUGUGUCACAUUUCCCCAAACUUCGGUUCAGCUGAAACCCUCACACUCAGUAACAGCAAAACAUGGAGACAGUGCAGAAGAGUUUGUGAAUGUGUGUCCAUGUAUGUGUGAGUGAAAAGUGAAAGAGAUUAACUUGCACCAUUAUGAGCAGUGGAAAAUGCUGAAUUGUAUGGAAUUAUUUCGUGUGGGACCUGCCCGAGUAGACAGAUGUUUAUUGUAUUAUAGUGAUGACUGACAGUGAAGGGUCCAAACACAAUGCUUUCUUUCCAGAAGGUCACCGCUCAAGCACACAGGGUUUGGACCAGCUGGGUUUUUGUUGUGUGUUUUGAAAGGUUUGUUCUGUUUGAUCUUUAUGAGAUAGAGGUCACCUUUGUGUCAUAUUAGCUCAGAAACAUUGUGGAGAACCUCUGGGUUGUUGACUUGCACGCGCGCGCACACAUAUAUUAAACCAGAAGUUAUCACAUUCUGGUAGUUGUCUAUGGAGAUGCAGACAUGUCCACUUAUGUUAUUUAUAAUUACAGUGCGAAGCCACAGGGUGUUCUGACCCAUUUUCAGUGCUGUUUUUUUCCUCCCUUUUUGGCUGCGUUUAUCACUUUGAAUAUGAUGGGUGCCUGAAACCUCAGAAACUCGCCCUAGCUGGAGGUGGUUCUGAGCCUCUACGCAUCUGCAAUUAAAGCGGAGACCUCCGUGCCAAGCACCACUGUGACUGUGUAUGUGCACCUUCAACAUCAACAGAAUCCAUUUCAGAUUUUAGGGUUUGUGCCUAUACUUUGUAUGAAAACCCAACAAUGAAAUAUAUAAACUAUUCAAUAUUGCUGUCUGGAAUAAGUCUGUAUAGUAAUCAGCAGGUAAACUUACAUGUGUGUUGGGUUACACACGUGCGCGUAAACAGUCCCACUGCAGUUCAGCCCCUGAAGUUCUCCACAUCCUCAUGAAAUUUUUACUUGUAGUGCAUCAAAGCUAGUAUGUUUCAACAAAAAUAUUUUGUAAUAAACUUUUUUCAUGUGA